AUGGUCAGGUGUCAUCGCUGUCUAGUUCAUUCAGAUUGUCUCUUCUCCUUCUCACCCCGUCUCUCUCAACAGCGUGAGUGUAUCUCUGUGCAUGUGGGCCAGGCUGGAGUCCAGAUGGGCAACACCUGUUGGGAGCUGUACUGCCUGGAACAUGGGAUCCAGCCGGACGGACAGAUGCCCAGCGAUAAACCCACAGGUAACCUUGACGACUCCUUCACUACCUUCUUCAGCGCCACGGGCACCGGGAAGUACGUGCCCCGCGCCAUCUUCGUCGACCUGGAGCCAACCGUUAUCGGUAAGUCUUUUCACAGAAGCUUUUAUCCUUUGAAAAACACUUCAACAUUUACGACACACCUGCUAAAGCAAAUCUCAGAUGUGCCAGUACAUUCCAUUUAUAAAUGUGUACAGAACAUCAUCCACGGGUAUCUAGUCUUCUCUCCAGCCCCACAUAGAAAAAUACUGUUUUCUCUUCCUCCAGAUGAGGUGAGGACCGGUACCUAUCGCCAGCUGUUCCACCCUGAGCAGCUCAUCUCAGGCAAGGAGGAUGCUGCCAACAACUACGCACGCGGUCACUACACCAUCGGCAAGGAGAUCAUUGACUCCGUCCUGGACAGGAUCCGUAAACUGGUGAGAAUGCUUGAGGAAUGAAUUGUUGACAAUUAUGACAAUUGGAGACUUGAUUUGAUAAACAAGAAGCUUUUUCGUUCCAUAACCCUCGUAACCCUGGGUUAUUCCCGAUAUCAAUUGAUAACCGUUGAACCAUCAACAUAAAUGAAAAGGGGGGAGAGUAGACAGCCUUGUGGUACACCACUAUAAACGCAACAUGCAACAAUUUCAAAGGUUUUACUAAGUUACAGUUCAUAUACGGAAAUCAGUUAGGCCCUAAUCUAUGGAUUUCACAUGACUGGAAAUACAGAUACCUUUAAAAAAAAAAAGUAGGGGAAUGGUUCAGAAAACCAGUCAGUAUCUAGUGUGACCACCAUAUGCCUCAUGCAGUGUGACACAUCUCCUUCGCAUAGAAUUGAUCAGGCUGUUGAUUGUGGCCUGUGGAAUGUUGUCCCACUCUUCUGCAAUGGCUGUGCGAAGUUGCUGGAUAUUGGCGGGAACUGGAACACGCUGUCGUACACGUCGAUCCAGAGCAUCCCAAACAUGCUCAAUGGGUGACAUGUCCGGUGAGUAUGCAGGCCAUGGAAGAACUGGGACAUUUUCAGCUUUCAGGAACUGUGUACAGAUCCUUGCGACAUGGUUAUCGUGCAUUAUCAUGCUGAAACAUGAGGUGAUGGUGGCGUAUGAAUGGCACGACAAUGGACCUCAGGAUAUCGUCACGGUAUCUCUGUGCAUUCAAAUUGCCAUCGAUAAAAUGCAAUUGUGUUCGUUGUCCGUAGCUUAUGCUUGCCCAUACCAUAACCCCGCCGCCACCAUGGGGCACUCUGUUCACAACAUUGACAUCAGCAAACCGUUCACCCACACGACGCGGUUGUGAGGCCGGUUGGACGAACUGCCAAAUUUUCUAAAACGACGUUGGAGGCGGCUUAUGGUAGAGAAAUGAACAUUCAGUUCUCUGGCAACAGUUCUGGUGGACAUUCCUGCAGACAUUUUAUUUAUUUAAUUUUUUAUUUUACCUUUAUUUAACUAGGCAAGUCAGUUAAGAACAAAUUCUUAUUUACAAUGACGGCCUACACCGGCCAAACCCGGACGACGCUGGGCCAAUUGUGCGCCGCCCUAUUUGACUCCCAAUCACGGCCGGUUGUGAUACAGCCUGGAAUCAAACCAGGGGGUCUGUAGUGACGCCUCAAGCACUGAGAUGUAGUGCCUUAGACUGCUGCGCCACUUGGGAGCCCAUUUUAGCGGGGCCUUUUAUUGUCCCCAGCACAAGGUGCACCUGUGUAAUGAUCAUGCUGUUUAAUCAGCUUCUUGAUAUGCCACACCUGUCAGGUGGAUGGAUUAUCUUGGCAAAAGAGAAAUGCUCACUAACAGGGAUGAAAACAAAUUUGUGAAAAACAUUUGAGGGAAAUAAGCUUUUUGUGCGUAUGGAAAAUGUCUGGGAUGUUUUAUUUCAGCUCAUGAAACAUGAGACCAACACUUUACACCUUUCGUUUAUAUUUCUGUUCAGUGUAAUUGCCCCUAAAUUCAUAGUGUCUGAUAAUGCUGUGUUGAUGUGCUGCUCUGAUAGGCUGUGUCAUUGUCUCCCUCAGGCUGACCAAUGCACUGGUCUCCAAGGGUUCCUGGUCUUCCACAGCUUCGGAGGAGGCACCGGCUCUGGUUUCACCUCCCUGCUGAUGGAACGUCUGUCUGUUGACUUCGGCAAGAAGUCCAAGCUGGAGUUUGCCAUCUAUCCAGCUCCCCAGGUGUCCACAGCAGUGGUGGAGCCCUACAACUCCAUCCUGACCACCCACACCACCCUGGAGCACUCUGACUGUGCCUUCAUGGUGGACAACGAGGCCAUCUAUGACAUCUGCCGUAGGAACCUCGACAUUGAGCGUCCCUCAUACACCAACCUCAACAGGCUCAUCAGUCAGAUCGUUUCCUCCAUCACUGCCUCCCUGCGCUUCGAUGGAGCCCUGAAUGUUGAUCUGACAGAGUUCCAGACCAACUUGGUGCCCUACCCCCGUAUCCACUUCCCUCUGGCCACCUAUGCCCCAGUCAUCUCCGCUGAGAAGGCCUAUCAUGAGCAGCUGUCAGUGGCUGAGAUCACCAACGCCUGCUUCGAACCAGCCAAUCAGAUGGUGAAGUGUGACCCUCGUCACGGCAAAUACAUGGCCUGCUGCCUCCUGUACCGUGGUGACGUUGUUCCCAAAGAUGUCAAUGUAGCGAUCGCUGCUAUCAAGACCAAGAGGAGUAUCCAGUUUGUGGACUGGUGUCCUACUGGCUUUAAGGUGGGGAUCAACUACCAGCCCCCUACGGUGGUUCCUGGAGGAGACCUGGCCAAGGUCCAGAGGGCUGUGUGCAUGCUGAGCAACACCACAGCCAUCGCUGAGGCCUGGGCCCGUCUGGACCACAAGUUUGACCUGAUGUACGCCAAGCGGGCCUUUGUGCACUGGUACGUUGGUGAGGGCAUGGAGGAGGGAGAGUUCUCUGAGGCCAGAGAAGACAUGGCAGCUCUGGAGAAGGAUUAUGAAGAGGUGGGUAUUGACUCGUUUGAGGAGGAGGGGGAAGAAGGAGAGGAGUAUUAAACAGUGAAUCUGCUGGUUAGGUUCUGGAACAAAAUGUAUGUUACAAG
Messenger RNA from Coregonus sp. 'balchen', 3220 nucleotides. The record is from the annotation of a GenBank genome assembly. NCBI's taxonomy places the organism in Eukaryota, Metazoa, Chordata, Actinopteri, Salmoniformes, Salmonidae.